Oncorhynchus mykiss (rainbow trout) is the source of this 2180-nucleotide messenger RNA. Its product is annotated as early growth response protein 2b. Gene Ontology annotation, biological process: regulation of transcription by RNA polymerase II. NCBI's taxonomy places the organism in Eukaryota, Metazoa, Chordata, Actinopteri, Salmoniformes, Salmonidae. The record is from RefSeq and is a predicted model, not a curated record. Gene Ontology annotation, molecular function: RNA polymerase II cis-regulatory region sequence-specific DNA binding; DNA-binding transcription factor activity, RNA polymerase II-specific.
UUAAAUGCAUUUUACAAUAUUGCAUCCCCAUAAUAUAACGAGAUGAGAUGAUAUUUCCCACGCGUAGGGAACACUAUAUGAUAUGGCAGAGAAUACAGCAUUGGAGAGUUUUUACCAUGACAGCUGAAGGUUAUAUAUUGUGUGCGUAAAGGCGCGUAAAGGCUUGAAGCGCACUGUAUUGUCAAAAAAAUGACAGCUAAAACUAUUGACAAAGUUUGGGUACCCACCAGUAGUUUUAUACAAGACAUUCAAGAGGUAAUCUAUUCAAUGGAAGAGGAAAUAUCCGCAUCAUUGCCAGAGACGGGAACUGGGUUAAAAGUUGAGUCAUAUUGGAAACAGCACGACCAAUUGGGUGAAACCAAGGGGGGUGAUUGUUUUAGUGAAGAAAGGGGCACCCUCGAGUUUAUUUACCAGGGCAACUUUACGCAGCCACCGCGCACUCAGGCUGUGGCAUACACCGGGAAGGUCUCGAUCAAUUCUAGAGGUGUAGAAUACUGGAAUCCCGGGGGUGCCAUUAACGUAGCUAGUGCUGACAUAAGGGUGGCAGCUUCGUCCCCGGUGUCUAUCUCGCCCUCGCCUGAACCACCAAACCUUUACGCAGGAACUGUGAGCUGCACCAUGGCGCAGAGUCAACACGAUAUAAACCACAUGUAUGCUACGCCGUCUUACUCUUGUACCGGGGAAAUGUACCAGGAUCAAUCAACCUACCUGGCAACGUCGACCUGCCCCAUGUCUUAUCCACAGCCGUCGUACUCAUCCUAUACAUCACCAAAGUCGACAGUGGACAGCGCACUCUUAAACAUCAUGCCUGACUACAGCGGGUUCUUCCAGCCAAACUGCCAACGAGACAUCCAGGCAUUUCCUGACAGGAAAGCGUUACCAUAUUCACUGGACUCUCUGAGGGUUCCACCACCUCUGACACCUCUGAACACAAUAAGGAAUUUUACGCUUGGGGGACCUGCGAUAGAGGGCCCUUGUCCACCAAAUCCCUACAACACUUCGAACUUACCCCUGAGGCCAAUAUUGAGACCGAGAAAGUAUCCAAACCUCCCAAGCAAAACGCCUGUCCAUGAGCGACCAUACCCUUGCCCAGCAGAGAGCUGCGAUAGGAGGUUCUCGCGGUCGGACGAGCUGAGCAGACACGUUAGGAUCCACACAGGGCACAAACCCUUCCAGUGUCGGAUCUGCAUGCGCAGUUUCAGUCGCAGCGACCACCUCACUACGCACAUCCGGACACACACUGGAGAAAAACCCUUCUCCUGCGACCACUGUGGAAGAAAGUUUGCCAGGAGUGAUGAAAGAAGGAGACACACGAAAAUCCACUUAAGACAGAAAGAGAAAAAGUCAUCAUAAUGACCCAGGCAGAAUGGUUUUAAACAUUCAGAUAAAUUAUGUUUCCCUGCAGCACCAAUUAAUUAAAUAAUAUCCAAAUCAAACAUUCACACUGAAUUUAGCAGACUAGGGUUAAUUAAGGUUGACUAAUGCAUUUUGAUAUAUGGUGCUGAAUGAAUAACAACAUAAACGGACAGAGCUAUCACAUUUACAUUAGGUAUAGAAUACAUUUUUUCAUAACUUAACUGUAAAUGUGCACAAACACAAGUGCUCAGUAUAGAAAGUGUUUCAAUAGAGUAGGUGGGGAAAUAGUCAGAGAUGCUGAAUAGCCAGCAAGGAGCAAGACUCAGCUCCAACACUGAGUGGUAUCAGCCAGCAAGUAGCCUCACUUUUGCCAGUGUUGAGAGACUUCCCACAAGAGAUGAGUGAUGAGAUGAGUGAAUACCAUGAUGGGUAUUCCUGCAUUAUAGCUGGUAAAGGAGUGCCAUGACCAAUAUCACAGAGCUGAGUGGUCUGGCCAGGGGCAUGUAGUUCCUGUAUAUUAUCCUCACAUCCAGUUUUGAGAGUGGGGGGUUAGAGUCCCAUGUGUGUAAAAACUGGAAGCCCUGUACUGUCAAGAGAGACAAUUAAGAACUGAAUUGCUCAAGUUUUCAUUUAAAAAAAAAUCUCCUAUUACUUGUUGGAUGAAGAUGAAAGUAAAAUCUGUGUAAGAUCAUUACAGGAAGUAACUAAGGAGAAGUACGUUCAUUUGACAUGCGUCAUUUGACAUGUUUUUACACACACAUUGUUCUUUAACUGAUUUGAUGCUUCUUGCAAUAAAUGUAGAAUAUGUUGUCGUAGGUGACAUA